AUGUUUCUUGCUCAGGGACACUUCGACACGCCCCAGGGCGGGGCACCGAACCGACAACCCUCCGACUGCCAGACAACCGCUCUUACCUUACCUCCACCCUCCUCCUCCUCCUCCUCUCCCCUCAGGUACACGCUCCUGCCCACGGGGGUCCUCCAGAUCACGGGCCUGCGCUUGGAGGACAGCGGCGUCUUCUGCUGCGUGGCGCACAACAGCGCAGGCGUCAAGCACAGCGCCGAGGCCAGCCUCGCCGUCUCAGGCUCUCAAUCCUCUGUUUACAAGGAGCCCAUGAUCCUGGUGGGUCCCGAAAACCUCACGCUCACCGUUCACCAGACCGCCAUUUUGGAAUGUGUGGCCACUGGAUACCCGCGCCCGAUCGUCUCUUGGAGCAGGCUAGACGGCAGGCCCAUCGGCGUGGAGGGGAUCCAGGUGCUGGGCACGGGGAACCUGAUGAUCUCGGAUGUCAGGGUGCAGCACUCCGGCGUCUACGUCUGCGCAGCCAACAAGCCCGGGACGCGCGUGCGCAGGACCGCGCAGGGGCGGCUGGUGGUGCAAGCCCCCGCAGAGUUCAUCCAGCCCCCCCAGUCCAUCGCCCGCCCGGUUGGCACCACCGCCAUCUUCACCUGCCUGGCGCAGGGCGAACCCGUGCCUCAGCUCACCUGGCUGAAGAACGGGCAGAUCCUGGAGCCGGGAGGUCACGUCAAACUCAGGAACAACAACAGCACGCUGACCAUCUACGGCGUCAGCCAGGAGGACGAGGCCAUCUACCAGUGCAUCGCGGAGAACAGCGCGGGCUCCACCCAGGCCAGCGCCCGCCUGACGGUGCUGUGGGCCGACGGCCUCCCGGGCGUCCCCGCCUCCGUCCGCGCCGCCGCCCUCUCCCCCACCGCCAUCCAGGUGUCCUGGAAGGAGCCUGUCCAGAACACGCAGGACAUCAUCGGAUACGUCCUCCACAUCCGCAGAACCGCAGACCCGAUAGAGAUGGAGUACCAGGAGGCAGUCAGUAAGAGCACCCUGCAGCAGGUGGUGAGCGAGCUGGAGCCCUCCACCAGCUACACCUUCUACGUGAAGGCCUACACCUCCCGCGGAGCCAGCAAGCCCUCCGAGACGGCGGAGGAGAGCACCCUGGGGGAGGUGCCCGCGCCACCGUCCCUCUUCGCCAGGCUGGUGAACAGCACCGCGGUCCAGGCGGCCUGGGAGCCGUCGGGGAAGCCGGGCCAGCACGACGGCUACAAGCUCUACUACCGCACGGUGCACUCGGCCCAGUUCACCGGACCCCUCACCUUCACCCGCAACGUCACGCAGCACAACAUCACGCAGCUGGACCCCACCCUGGUGUACGAAGUGAAGGUGCUGGCCUUCAACCAGCACGGCGACGGCAACGCCACCACGCGCUUCGUCUCCAUGAAGGAGGCCAUGGAGAGAUCAGUGCUGAGCCCGCCCUGCGACUGCGUGAAGGAGGAGCCCGGCAAGGGCACCACGGGCAUCAUCAUCGGCAUCCACAUCGGCGUCACCUGCAUCAUCUUCUGCGUGCUCUUCCUCAUGUUCGGCUACAGGGGGAGGUUGAUGACCUGUAAGAAUGUGCAGGACCAGCUGGCCAUGCCACAGGUGGCACACAGUAUGCCUCUGGAAGACCCCUCCCCCUCCCAGGGUGCCCUGGCCCUCAACCUAGUGGCCCUGCCCAGUGGUGAGGGCAGAGGGGAUAUUGCAGGACAGACGCGGGGUGCAGACACUGAGCUGGAGAGACUCUUUCCAGGCCCCCCCAAUGGAGAUGGACGAGGUCGGACACUCAAGACGGAGGUCACUCAAGCCUCCUCAUCGCUGGAUGAGACACAGAUGUCCACACUACCCUUGGAUGAGUUCAGCAUUGUGGAGGAGGGGGAGACGCAGUUCCGGGAGCUGCCAGCAGAGGGCAAGGGUGGUGGCGGGCAGCGAGAUGACGUGUGAUUGCCAAGCCUGAGAAGCUCUCUCGCACUCAUAAGGUGCUCCACUCUGACUCUUCUCAUACUCAGGUCAACCGAAGUAUUUCAAUGCCGUUUUUUUUUUCUUUUGGACUUUAUUUUUUUGCAAAGAUUUAUUACUGGUAAAUUAAGUACCCUUUCGAAAAAGUCGAGUCAUUCAAGGUGACAUUCUGGUGGGUUUUUUAUUAUAAAUAGCUACGCUCUUAGUAUCAGGAGUGAACAAAAAGUGAUUUUCCUGCAGUUUUUUGUUGUAUUAUUUUGGUACUUCUUAAUCUUCCUUGAUUUUCUAUACGACCAGCUGCCGGCAGCACAGAAUAAGGCCGCAGAGUGUCCUUGCUUUUUUUAAAACAGCAUUAGUUUUUUAUUUUUUAUCUUGUGGACUUGUGUUUCUAUGAAAUAUCUCACAAUUGUCCUCCAGUCUGUUAGUUUUGUUUUGAUUCUCCAAGACAAAUCAGUCACACCUGCCUGCACUCGUCUUAACCGAUGAUUUCAACAACCUCGCCGCAAGAGACAAAAAGGCCUUCUUCCAGGGAUUUGAUAUAUACUCUGUCUCAGGACUUUUUUUGUUUUCAAUGAUAUCAGUAAUUUCUUAACGAAGUUCUCAUUCUAAACGCAGGCCAAUUAACAGACUCGGCUACACGAACCCAACAUAAACCUACCUCAGCCGGAAUGAAUGUCUUUGUGGGAAGCGUUGUGGGUCUGUGUCUUCCCGUUGUGUUCAGUUAUGUUAGAAGUCAAGCGAUCAGCUGGGGGGGGGGGGCAGAGGAACAGAAAAUAGAUUCCACACUACCUCAGAAGUCAAGAAACCUUCCCACCACUGCUAACUGAAGUGAACAAGAAAGUAUCCAACAUAAAGCACUUCCAAACACUGAAGUCAAUGUUCUACCUCAAGAUAUGCUUCUGUUGUUGUCGUCGCUGUCGUCGUCACUGUUUUUGUAUAUCGUCGUCUCGGGUGUCACUUGUCUUCAUUGUCAGUUCUUUUCACAGUGUAACGUUUCCUUCUAUUGUGAGAUGCUAGCUUCCCUCCACCGGGUAAUUGUAUCUGUGAAUGCAUCAGUACCUCAGCGUGAACGACUGCAUUCUUUUAUGAGCUUGGCUCUUAAGAACCAUUUAAGUGUACCACAGUUCAUUGUUUUUUUUUUUUCAAUGCAAUAUAUAUAUUUUUAAAAUUCUUUUUAUAGUUCACCUUCGGUUUAAUGCAAAAUACUGUUGUAGCUGCACUGCACUGCUACUAAUAACUUCAGGUGUACUGGACAUUCAGGGGAGGACUAUUUUAUAUACAUAAACUUUGGCCUAAAUAUACAUCAUAAAUACAUAUGUAUAUUAUGUGCUUGUGUGAGAAGAGUCUGUGUGUGUGUGUGUGUGUGUGUGUGUAUGACAGAGAGAGGAAGAAAGUGUAUAUAUAUGUAUAUAUAUGAUGUAUUUAAAGAUUAAGCAGAUUUAUCAAAAUGUCGGCGUGAGCAUUGACAGGUGUGAAUGUGAUUACAGACCUUAUAAUAAAUUGUAGCAUCUAAAUUGGUGCGAGCAUCGUUUCAGUGUUAAAUUUUGAAAUUUGGACACAGCUGCUCACAGGAUCACAGAGCAAAUUGCAAGAUUGCAUCAGGGGAAAAAAAUGAAAGAAGAAAUUAAAUCAGGUUUGGAGUGAAGGACCUGCCAACCUCCGUACAGGCUGUCAAUCAAUAAACAAUCCCGCACACGCUACCUCCCCUGCCUCCCGCGACACUGACGAAUGAAAGUGCUUCAGGGAUAAGAUUAAACCGCACCAUGCAAAUCCAUAAUGCCUAGGGCUAACAGCCAGAGCAGGCACACAGCUUAGCCUGCUUUGGGAUCCGACCACUCCCCCAUAUGCAAGGCACGGGCAGGGCUUGUUCAGGGCUCAGUCCGUUUGCCCACAGACAGAGCAGGGACACUCAAUGGUCAGGAAUAAGAUUACACUUCCCCAUACAAAUCCAUAAUACGGACAGCUAACAGCCAGAGCAUGCACGUAGCAUAGACCCAUGGAUACUCAAAGCUGGACCUCAAAUCCCAAUCCGGCCCUGGUUUUAUUCUAGGUAAUUAACUGAACAAUCAGAGCUACUGAUUGGCCAGACUGUAUUCACACCUGACUGCCAGGUAAAGGGAGUGUUGAAAACCAGCAGUUCUUGGACCUUGAGGGCCAUGAUUUGAGUAACAGGGGCCUAGCCUACUUUGGCCUCCAACCACUCACCUGCAAGCAGAGCAAGGACACCGCUUAGCCUGUGUUCAGGCCACUUAAGCAGUCUCACACAGCCAAGUGGGCUAGAAACUAGAGGGCCACAGCUCCACUGGAAUUCGUCUGUGUUGAAGUGAGGGCAAAAAUGACAUCCAGCUCCAUGCGUGAUUCAGAUGGUCUCUCAUCCCUGUGGUCGUUUCACCCAUUAUGCCAAAAGACUGAUUUUUCAGUCCCUCAGUCCCUCCCUUCAACACUCGGGGAAGCUGAAAAGCAAGACUGCGGUGACCUGUUUAUUUCAUGUACACCGAAACAUCAGGCAGUGUGAGCGUCCCUCUGCGUAGUUCCAGCACUGCUAUGCCUUGACCUUUUACACUUGAAUAAGAGGAAUUGCUAUACCCUCUGAAAUAUCCUCUUUCCUCCAUUUUGGCUUCUUUAGCCGUGACAGUUGUGGCAUAUACUGCCCUGGUGCAUUUUUCUGGUUACCUACCUCAACGCAACACUCCUGCUCUCAGGUGACUCCUCCACUUGUGAGGAAUAUCUGAAAAAGAUGUUUAUGUAAUGUUCAUAGCAUUAUAUUAUAUGUAAUAUUACACCUGCAACUGUCGGGAAUCUCCAAGCAUCUCCUCAGGGCCUUUCAGUCAGUUGGAGUGCAGUAAUGUGACAAAGCAAACCUCUUACCUUUUUAACGCAACUGUUAUGGAUGCGAAUGUAUGAAAAAUGUGGUGUUUCCUC
Molecule: messenger RNA, 4881 nt
Organism: Anguilla rostrata (American eel)
Lineage: Eukaryota; Metazoa; Chordata; Actinopteri; Anguilliformes; Anguillidae
Gene: igdcc3
Product: immunoglobulin superfamily, DCC subclass, member 3
Exons: 11
Coding region: 1-1944 (647 amino acids)
Biological process (GO): cell-cell adhesion
Molecular function (GO): protein binding
Source: RefSeq, a predicted model, not a curated record